AAGAAAAGGGAAAACCUCUUUUCGCACAUAAGUGACGAAAAAGGGCACUUUUGGCGUGAGGGGUCUGACGCGGAGGGUGGCUGACCAAGCGUUUGUUUUUGACGCGCUGGGAGUGAGAAUGUGUUGGCCCAUCAAAAUGUUUGUAUUUUUUUUUAAAUAUAGCUUUUAAAGGGAAUACUGUACCUUCAUUCUGCACACCCUUAACACUCCAUAGAGGUAUUAUAUUUUUGAAAUAUAGCUUUUUAUUUAAUAGUUCCAUAUUCAACCCUUCUAAUUUAAUUCACCCCGUCACUUAUUUUGUAACAAAACACACACGUGUGACCUUCUGUCUUUAGUCAGAGUUCCUUUCUGCUGUCGGGGAGAAAAAGACACAGGUGUGUGGUCACCACGGUGACCCAAAUGAGCAACUGGAUGCAGCUUUAACAUUUCAUUAAAUCUUGGUUUUCUUUAAGAAAACAUCUAAUGAAUAUGAGAGUUUAUUUCAUGGAUGUUUCUUUCUUCUAGGACUGAGUUCUUUCUCCUUUUGAACUUCCUGUGCACUCAGCUGGAGAUGGUGCGUCUCUGCUGGUUGCUCCUGGCGUUCACGUGCAGCUCCGGGUUUGGGUCAACCUGCUUGGACAGCGCAGUUUGCAGCCAGCUGAGCAACAAGGAUCAAAUACUGGACUGUGUUCACCUCUGCAUGUCUGUGAUUCAAACUGAAAUCCCAGAUCUGAGUGAGUCUGCUCAGCAGAUCCAUGAUGAUGAUGACCUCUUACUCACCAUCUUCCUGUCCACUCUGGUUCCUGAAGACAAGCCAUCAGACGGAAACACCCACAGCGACCAGCGUCGUUCCUAUUCCAUGGAGCAUUUCCGCUGGGGGAAGGCCAACAGCCGGAAACUCAGACCUGUAAAAGUCUUCUCCUCCCUGGAGGGUGGGGGCUCUCCUGCGAGCGGCGCCCCUUUUCGGGCUUACAGGCACCUGCUUAAAGACCGGAGUGUAGCUCUUGAUGCAAAUCACCUAAAUCAGGAUUUGUUAGGGUCAAGGGUCACCUCCGGGUCAGGCCUGCCCAGGAGGAAAUUUAAGCCCUACAGGAUGAGUCAUUUCAGGUGGGGCAACCCCCCAGCAGCAAAACCAAACAACCGCUUCAUGAAGUCAUGGGAGGAGAAGCCUCAGGAGAAGCUGGACCAGUACUUCCAGAACACUGUAGUGAAGAGCAUCCAGAGGAUUAUGGCAUAAAUGGAGGACUGCACGUUAGCUUUCACAUGUGCUAGAUUUAAAUGACAUUAUUGUUCUGUUUUACUAUGUUGUUGAACAUGACUCUAAAGGAAAUAUUAUGUUGAACAUAAAAACCAUGAACUGCAGCAACUGCCUUGGACUUGUUGGAAUCUUUAGAGGAAUGUCAUU
Molecule: messenger RNA, 1384 nt
Organism: Nothobranchius furzeri (turquoise killifish)
Lineage: Eukaryota; Metazoa; Chordata; Actinopteri; Cyprinodontiformes; Nothobranchiidae
Product: pro-opiomelanocortin
Biological process (GO): neuropeptide signaling pathway
Cellular component (GO): extracellular region
Molecular function (GO): neuropeptide hormone activity
Source: RefSeq, a predicted model, not a curated record